Messenger RNA from Aspergillus oryzae RIB40, 378 nucleotides. RefSeq names its product RNA recognition motif domain-containing protein. NCBI's taxonomy places the organism in Eukaryota, Fungi, Ascomycota, Eurotiomycetes, Eurotiales, Aspergillaceae. Bases 1 to 378 code for a protein of 125 amino acids. The transcript has 4 exons. The record is from RefSeq and is a predicted model, not a curated record. Gene Ontology annotation, molecular function: RNA binding.
AUGUCUUCUGCGAAAGUUUACGUCGGAAACCUUUCCUGGAACACCAAUGAUGAGUCUCUCCGUCAGACUUUCUCGGAGUUUGGCAACGUUUUGGACGCUAUCGUCAUGAAAGACCGCGAGACCGGCCGCAGCAGGGGAUUUGGCUUCGUCACCUUUUCCGCUCAAACGGAAGCUGAUGCUGCCAUUGGAGGACUCAACGAGCAGGAGCUCGAUGGUCGCCGUAUUAGGGUCAACUUGGCCAACGCUAGACCCGCCGGCGGAUCCCGUAACUACGGUGGUGGCAAUGGCUACGGCGGUGGCUACGGUGGUGGCUACAGCCAGGGUGGCUACCAGGGUGGUGGCUACCAGGGUGGUAACUACGGCCAGGGCGACUACUAA